AUGGUGAUGACAGAGACGGCCGUUAUGUCCACGGCCAAUGACGACGACGAGCGCCGACGAGGAUCGAUCGCCGUCACAUGGAGUCGCUGCAAAAAGCUGCUGCUCGAUUUUCACUUCAACUCCGAUCGGAUAUUUUAUUGGAUCGGAUAUAAUAUAGCUACAAAACCGUGGCUUUGGCUAAUAAUUUCCCUAUGCCUAAAUCUCGUCUUCGGUCUCGGACUAUUACUCUGGAGAGAAGAGAUUGAUGAAGUAGAGCUCUAUAUGCCAAUCGAUUCUGUAUUUCGCAAGGAUGCUGCAUGGGUGAAGGAGCAUUUCCGAGACGAUCUCAGGCACGAAAGUGUCAUCGUCACUGCCCCUAACGUGCUGGAUCCCGAAGUGCUGCGAUCGGUACAUAGAUAUUUUACAUGGUUCCAAGAAGAUGAUAAAUGGGAAACCAUGAAUAAAACUGAAUUUCCCGAGGAAUAUCUACCUGUUAUAAAUAAUACGAUGGCGAAAGAACCUUGUAUUCAUAAAUCGCUCUUAAAGAUAUGGCAUAAAGACGGUAGAAAUAUUGAUAAAUUAACAAAAACCAGAAUAUUGGAUGAUGUUACUGCGACUCUGCAAAAUACAAAUACCAAGGACAUAUUAUCUGAUGUUGCGCCGUUACUAAGUGGUGUUGAAUAUGAUCAAAACGGGAGAGUAAAGAGCGCGAAUGCGACAAUUCUAUAUUGGUUGCUGAAGAAGUCUAAUCCGCAGUCACCGGAAUGGGAGGUCGAAUUUAUCGAGAGAAUAUUGCAUUCGAAUCGUACCCUGCCGCCAGGUAUGGAGAUCUACGCGGUGACGCUACGUAGCUACCAAGACAUGUUGCACGAAAUAGUAAACAGUAAUAUAAUCGUGUUAUUCUGCGGCAUGUCACUGAUCACAUUCUACGUAAUUAUGAUGAUUGGUCGGUGCAACGCGAUGCAGCAACGAAUAUAUUUAUCCCUCAUGGGUAUCUCCGUGGUUGGCCAGGCUAUCUUGUCGGCUUAUGGGAUAUGCUACUAUAUGGGAUAUUUCUACGGUUCAGUGCAUCCGAUCUUGCCAUUUUUGCUACUUGGUAUCGGCGUCGACGAUAUGUUCAUCAUCAUGCAAAAUCUUGAAACUAUGUCAGAGAUGGACAAGUCCUUAGACAUCCCCUCCCGUAUAGCAAAGUCUAUUCAAGUUUCAGGUAUGUCCAUUACCGUGACAUCAUUUACCAACAUGGUGGCCUUCGCCAUCGGCAUGACAACAGUGAUGCCCUUUCUGAAGUCCUUUUGUAUAUUUGCCGCAAUGGGUAUAUUAUUCCUCUACAUCUAUGAGAUCACGUUCUUUGUCAGCUGUCUGGUAUACGAUGAAAGACGAUUGGCGGCAAAAAAGGAGGGCUGCUGUUGCCAGCCGCGACCCAAUUGGCGACCAAACAAAUGUACCAAGCAAAACUUUCAGCGGUAUAUUUUUGAGAAAUACGUGGGGCCUUGUGUGAUGAGAACGUCGAUGAAGAUUAUUAUCCUGUUAGCCACUGCUAUCCUGCUAGGCGUUAAUGUGUGGGCGAUAUUUCACUUGAAUCAGAACUUUGAUCCACUCGUCUAUUUAAAUCAAGAAUCUUAUCCUAUACGAUUUAAUAACAAAUUAACGAAAUAUUUUCCAAAGUAUGGCAAGAAUGUCAAUAUAUAUCUGACAGGCGUAGAUUAUUAUGAAGAUCGUCAUGCAUUGUCCCAGUUGGUGGACAGUCUUAAGCGAAAUCCAUAUGUCAAUAAUCGUACUUUGGACCCGUGGUUUAUGGCGUAUCAGGAAUGGCUCGACACUACUGGCAAAGGACAUUAUAUCGAGAAUAGAGACGAAUAUUAUAACACACUUACGGAAUUUCUCCUAUUUACGGUGAAAGGCCAAGCGUAUAUCCAAAAUAUGAAAUUCAAUAAGUUGCCGUUUAAUGACUACAAUAUCACAACAUCACAGAUUCCAGUGCAACACAUUCCCCUAACUAUGUCAUCCGAUCAAACACGAGCUAUGCAAUCUGUCAGGGACGCCGUGAAAUCGGUGAAUUUUACUCAGGGAUACGAUUAUAUUGCAAUUUAUUCGUUGGAUUAUAUAUCAUGGGCGUCGAAUACGAUCAUCGGCGAAGAAUUGAUCAGGAAUUUGAGUUUAGAGAUAAUGGCGGUAGGAAUAGUAACAUUGGUUCUACUUAGAAAUCUACUUGCGUCGUUUUGGGUGAUGUGCUGCGUACUGUUCACGCUCAUCGAUCUUCUAGGCUCGAUGUACUUUCUGGGAUUGACUAUCGAAAUAUCAUCAACCAUUAUGAUCCUAUUGUGCGCCGGACUGGCAGUUGAUUAUGCUGCACACAUUGGUCUGGAAUUUAUACGUUCAAACGGCAAUAAACAAGAACGAGCACUAACGACAUUUAAUGUUAUUGGACCAGCGGUGUUUAAUGGUGGAUUAAGUACAUUCCUUGCCUUUGUCCUGGUAGGUUUCAGCCAGGCUUAUGUUUUCAUAACUUUUUUCAAGGUAUGAAUAUAACAUUGAAAAUAUAAUUGUUAUCAAAGAAACGGAUAUCACAUAUUUCAUAUCGUUUUAGUUAAUCACGUCCGUAGUUACAUUUGGUUUGUUUCAUGGAAUGUUAUUUUUACCGGUGAUAUUAAG
Messenger RNA from Atta colombica, 2631 nucleotides. Its product is annotated as patched domain-containing protein 3-like. Gene Ontology annotation, cellular component: membrane. Lineage: Eukaryota; Metazoa; Arthropoda; Insecta; Hymenoptera; Formicidae. The transcript has 9 exons. The record is from RefSeq and is a predicted model, not a curated record. Bases 1 to 2502 code for a protein of 833 amino acids.